This is a messenger RNA of Salmo salar (Atlantic salmon), 2391 nucleotides long. RefSeq names its product Tumor suppressor candidate 4 (gene tusc4). Gene Ontology annotation, biological process: negative regulation of TORC1 signaling; positive regulation of autophagy; cellular response to amino acid starvation. Gene Ontology annotation, cellular component: vacuolar membrane; GATOR1 complex. The record is from RefSeq and is a predicted model, not a curated record. Lineage: Eukaryota; Metazoa; Chordata; Actinopteri; Salmoniformes; Salmonidae. Gene Ontology annotation, molecular function: GTPase activator activity.
CCAUGUUUCAUCGAUAGCGCAAGGUUGUUGUUAGCCAUAUAGCUAGCUAGCAUACCACUUGUUCGAUUGUAUUUACGCUGUGGUAUAUUUUUUGCAUGACAUUUACACAGAUUGGUCGUCAAUUGCAAGGAAAUACAAGAGGAUCCAGUUGUAUGUUUCCACAUUAGCCAGAGAGCUAAGUUAGCUGGACUAGCUAGCUAGGGUAGACUGUCAACAACAACCCUUCCCUGCUCUGUUAGGAAUUAGGAGUCAUAGCUACUACCUAGCUACAGUAACAAGAGUGACUUACAACCACUAGAUACACAGCUACUGUAGGUCUUCUUCAAAAAUAUUUAUCUUCAAUUGAGCAUUCACAUUGUCUGAGAACUGAGUAAGAGAUUGACGCAGUUGGAGUUGCUUUCUUUCUUUAUUAUACUACCUGAAGUUUAAAGUCCUUUUUACAACGUCUUCAUGGGGAUGAGUCGAAUAGAGUGUAUAUUUUUUAGUGAGUUUCACCCCACACUGGGACCAAAGAUUACUUAUCAGGUGGAUUCCAGUCACGUUGUAUAAUCGUCUCAAGGAUGAUCAAUGGAAACAGGAUGCACCUGAGCUCAAUUUCGAGUCUCAUACCAAAGGGUCUCAGUACUUAUGUAAAUAAGGUUCCAGAGGAGUACAUAUCCCGGGAGCUCUUUGACACAGUACAGGUGUACAUCAUUACCAAACCAGAACUGCAGAACAAACUCAUAACUGUAACGGCCAUGGGGAAGAAGUUAAUUGGUUGUCCGGUGUGCAUCGAGCACAAGAAGUACAGCCGUAAUGCUCUGCUCUUUAACCUGGGCCUUGUAUGCGAUGCAAGGACCAAGACCUGUGCCCUUGAGCCGAUUGUCAAGAAGCUGUCAGGGUACCUCACAACGCUGGAGCUGGAGAGUGGGUUCAUAUCGAACGAGGAGAGCAAACAGAAACUGCUACCUAUUAUGUCCACGUUGUUAGAGGAGCUAAAUGCUACCGGAGCCUGUACCUUACCCAUCGAUGAGUCCAAUACAAUCAACCUGAAGUUGAUUGAGCAGCGCAGGGACCCUCUGAUCGUGCAGGAGUAUGACGUGCCUGUCUUCACUCAGUGCAAAGACCACUUCAUCAAAUCCCAGUGGGAUCUCACCACUCAACAGAUCCUGGCCUACAUUGAUGGGUUCAGGCAUAUCCAGAAGAUAUCUGCAGAAGCGGAUGUUGAACUUAAUCUAGUCCGGAUCGCCGUACAGAAUUUACUGUAUUAUGGUGUUGUAACCUUGGUAUCAAUAUUUCAGUACUCCAAUGUGUACUGCACAACCCCUACAGUCCAAAGCCUGAUAGAUGACAGGUCCAUUCAGGAGGAGUGUCUCAACUAUGUCACCAAGAAAGGACAGAAGAGAGCCUGUUUAAGGGAUGUGUUCCAGCUGUACUGUGGUCUGACUCCAGGCACCACAGUUCGCGACCUUUGCUCCCGCUACUCACAGCAGCUGCAGAGGGUAGAUGAGAGGAGGCUGAUCCAGUAUGGACUGAUGAAGGCUCUCAUUCGCCGUCUGCAGAAGUAUCCUGUUAAGGUGACACGAGACGAGAGGAGCCGCCCACCACGCCUUUACACUGGUUGCCAUAGUUACGACGAAAUCUGCUGCAAGACGGCGCCUUUCCCUGUAUUUGCAGGAAUGAGCUACAAAGAGCUGGACGAGCGCUUGGAGAAUGACCCCAACAUAAUUGUGUGCUGGAAGUGAUACCCUGGCUUAAUCAGCAACCACACUCACUUUGAUAGAGAAAGCCAUCUCUCUAACAAAGACAGACACGAGGUCCGAUUGUACUGAAACAGAGGCCUCCUGCUCGUCUCUCAUCUGACCCACACAACUGCCUGCUGUCCAGGAGACACAAUGUGGAUCAAUCUCGGCCAAAGAUGCCUUAAACUGACUUUUCUAUCGUUGUUGUCUGUGGACUUCAUCUGAAAUGUUCUGGAAAUUAUCUGUGCAUUCAAAGGCUGAGACAUGUAGGAAUUUUUAUACUAGUAGUAUGUCACCAAUGUCACUUGUUAUCAUUCUCAGGUUUUUCCAUCCAGACUUUGAAUCAAUAAUUGUGGGAUAGUUUCAUUCAGAACAAUGAAUGGAAUCAUUUAAAAAGACCACAAAAAUUAGGAAUGUGGCAGGUAGCCUAGCGGCUAAGAGCAUUGUGCCAGUUCAGCAAACAUUCGCUAGUUCAAACUCUUGCGCCGACUAGGUUAAAAAUCUGUUGAUGUUCCCUUGAGCAAGGCACUUAACCGUAAUUGCUCCUGUAAGUCGCUCUGUAUAAGAACGUCUGCUAAAUGACUCAAAUGUAAAAUGUGCUUAUUAAUGUACCGAAAAAUGAUAAUACCAACUCCUUACAAUAAUAAAGAUGCUUUGUCGAUUUGAAUGA